GCGGGACAGUGACGUCACAUGGGAACGUCCAAGAGGAAGUCUAACACAUCACUGUGAACCUCUGAUGACCUCUACCGACAUAAGCUGUACUUCAGGUUUAGCAGCAUCUAGUGAUGAAUCCCUGGUCUGCUGUUUUCUCUGUUGAGCCUAAAGUCCCAGGCCAGCGCACUGCUGAGGAGAUGGUAACCAAUACUCUGAUGCUGGAGCUGGGAGCCAUGGUGAAACGUACUGAACGCAUCCGUUUAGAGAGAAUGACAGAAUGCAGACGCCGCCGACGCAACUCCUCCACCCCAGCCGACUACAGCUGGCUGGUGACCCCUCCUACCCCACAGCCUUACGAAUUGACCCCCAGUGACCUGCUGGAGCUGCACGACCUCUGUUCCAAGAUCCCUCCUGCUCAGUGUGGUCCUGUGAUUGUGAGGUUCAGGAGGCUGGUAUCACAGAUGGAGCCUGAGGUUCAUGAGGUAGUACGGCUGUUCCGCUCCGUGCUGAGUAACUGUGUGGACGAGAAGAGCGAUAGCAUCUGUGAUCAGACACAGGACGCUGAGUUACACAAGCAGCAGAGAAGCAAGAGCCUCUCUUUUGUUAAGUUUCCCACCGGUUACUUCUUCAAGAGCAGUGGUGUUAAAGGCUCCAGGGGAAAUCUGCAGCAGCAGGUGGACUGGUAUCAGGAGGAGGAGGGUGAGGAGAGGAAAGAAGAGGAAGAGGCCAUCAAGGCCAGGGUGAGGAGGGGAAGGAGCAGAAGUAUGCCUGAGAUUACCCCACUGGAGCAAAGUGCUCCAGGAUGAGAGGAAUAUGAGAUAAUCCAGAGGGCAGGUGUAAAUAAGAAUUAAAUUACACAGAAAUGGCUGAAUUUAAAAUGAGACAGAGGUCAAGAGGUCACCUUCCACCACAACUGCUACUGAUUUUUAAAUUCUAACUUCUUUUUCUUGAAUUAGCUAAAUCUCCGUCUUAACUAGGUUUAUGGUAAAGUUUGACAAAUGGUUGCCCUUUAUAUGCUUCACUGCUCAUAAACAACCACGUCUCAUGGGACAAAUAAGAGGAAACUGAGCUAAAACUAUCUCCAGCCUGUGGUUCAUGGGCCAACUGUUAGACAAUUGGGCUUGGUUUAUGGGCUCUGUGGUUUCUUUAACUUAUAUUUUUUGUUCUGAAGUUAGGGUGGGAUAAAAAAAAACACAUCAUUUGGUGGGCUUUGGGUAAUUAUAAAUUAUUGAACUUUUUGGAGGUCGAUGUUUAAAUAUGUUAAAUAACAAAAAACAAAUUAAAUGUAAAGGAAAUCCCGUUGUUUAUUGUAGUUUGACAGUGAAAAUGUUUAUAUAUAUGAUUCUUUCUGGGGUCUGUAACAUAAAAAAAAAUGAACAGCAGCAAAAAUAAAUAUUUAGUCUUUUUACAGGUUUCAUAUACUUUUUUUCUCCAUCAGAAUCCAGCGCUUUGAAGGUCAGUUCACAGUUUCCAGCACUUUUACAGUUGUAAUUGUAACACAGGUGUGUGGAGGACAAGCUUUCAUUACUGUUAUUACUAUGUGAACAUCUCUGUCGGACAGCUUUUUGAUGCCACAGAAUGCAGUUUCAUUGCAUUUCA
Molecule: messenger RNA, 1581 nt
Organism: Cynoglossus semilaevis (tongue sole)
Lineage: Eukaryota; Metazoa; Chordata; Actinopteri; Pleuronectiformes; Cynoglossidae
Product: protein RD3
Exons: 3
Coding region: 114-788 (224 amino acids)
Source: RefSeq, a predicted model, not a curated record